Messenger RNA from Henningerozyma blattae CBS 6284, 447 nucleotides. RefSeq names its product Sna4p (gene SNA4). Gene Ontology annotation, cellular component: membrane. NCBI's taxonomy places the organism in Eukaryota, Fungi, Ascomycota, Saccharomycetes, Saccharomycetales, Saccharomycetaceae. The coding region runs from base 1 to 447 and encodes 148 amino acids. The transcript has a single exon. The record is from RefSeq and is a predicted model, not a curated record.
AUGUGCGUAUAUGUUUGCUGUACUGCAGGCGAUUUCAUAUUAUAUUUGGUAGCCUUUUUAUUUCCUCCUUUAGCUGUUAUCUUCAGGUCAGGUCUAUGUUCUCAAGAUUUAUUAUUGAAUAUUUUAUUGACAAUGUUUGGUAUUUUCCCAGGUACACUUCAUGCAUUAUACUAUAUAACGAUAACUAGUCCCUUACGCCGUGAUAAUGAAUUUAUUGUUAUAUACCAACAAGGUUGGGUGGAUACAGAAAGGUAUGCUAAUGGUAAUAUCAAUGCACCAAACAAUAACAAUAAUAUGAACCUAAAUAAUGUGGGUAGUUCAAGUAAUGCUAAUACGUAUACAAAUACACAAACUCCUUUAUUAAAUAAUACAAGAGCACAAACUGAUAAUAAGAUUCAACAAGAACAACAACAUAUGAGUGGGGCUCCACCACCUUAUGGAGGCUAG